This is a messenger RNA of Brienomyrus brachyistius, 1986 nucleotides long. Its product is annotated as cathepsin B-like. Gene Ontology annotation, cellular component: lysosome. NCBI's taxonomy places the organism in Eukaryota, Metazoa, Chordata, Actinopteri, Osteoglossiformes, Mormyridae. Gene Ontology annotation, molecular function: cysteine-type endopeptidase activity. The transcript is spliced from 10 exons. Gene Ontology annotation, biological process: regulation of catalytic activity. The record is from RefSeq and is a predicted model, not a curated record. The coding region runs from base 155 to 1147 and encodes 330 amino acids.
CUCCAUGAUCACAUGACCACAACAUUGUGGGUUCACGUGUUCAGUCAUGUGACAUCUACUGACUUUCCCAAAAACUGGUGAAGCGGAGCUGAUACGGUCAGUGGCUGCCUGAAGCUCCCCAUUGUUACGGCAAAACCAUCAGGAUCGAUACAGAAUGUGGACCCUCUGCUUGCUCUGCUUGCUGUCGGUCCAGCGCGUUGUCUGGGCUGAACCACACCUUCUUCCAUUGUCAGAGGAGAUGAUGAACUAUAUCAACAAGGCCAACACGACAUGGAAGGCUGGCCCCAACUUCCAGAAUGUUGACUACAGUUAUGUGAAGGGCCUGUGCGGAACGUAUAUGGAUGGCCCCACGCUACCAGUUUUGGAAGAACAUGCUGAAGACAUAAAGCUGCCUGACAACUUUGACGCCCGGGAGCAAUGGCCAAACUGCCCCACUAUCAAGGAGAUCCGAGACCAAGGAUCGUGUGGUUCCUGCUGGGCCUUCGGGGCAGUGGAGGCUAUCUCCGACAGAGUGUGCAUCCACAGUAAUGGCAACGUGAGCAUAGACAUCUCUGCUCAGGACCUGCUGAGCUGCUGCCACAUCUGCGGAUUUGGGUGCCAUGGGGGAUAUCCUGCUGCAGCCUGGUACUAUUGGCGGAAACGAGGUUUGGUGACUGGAGGACUGUAUGAUUCACAUAUAGGUUGCCAGCCCUACACCAUCCCCCCAUGUGAGCAUCAUGUGAGUGGCUCGCGGCCGCAGUGUAAAUCUUUGGAACAUACACCCCGCUGCAAAUCCCAGUGUGAAGCUGAAUACAAGACUUCCUACAAAGCAGAUAAACAUUAUGGAAUGAGCGCAUACCGUGUCCGAUCUAAAGAGCAAGCUAUAAUGGCAGAGGUUUAUAAAAACGGUCCAGUGGAGGGUGCCUUAACUGUCUUUGCGGACUUCCUUCUGUACAAGACUGGUGUAUAUCAGCAUGUACAUGGUUUUCCAGUAGGAGGUCAUGCCAUCAAGAUUUUGGGCUGGGGUACAGAAAAUGGCACCCCCUACUGGUUGGGUGCUAAUUCUUGGAAUACUGACUGGGGUGACAAUGGAUUCUUCAAAAUUUUAAGAGGAAAGAAUCACUGUGGGAUUGAGUCGCAGAUUUAUGCUGGAAUUCCCAAAAAUUAGAAGCGUAUCAUAGCUGUAUUAAGAUGUUCAGUAUGGUUUUAAAAAUGUUACGUCUGGGGGAAAAAGGUCACUACGUUUUUUGGUUUUAACAUGUAGUACAUGUUCUGAUAGCUUGUUGCUGUUCAUUGAUAAGUCUAUUGAUUUUUAAGGUCAAAGUGUCAAAAAACACAGCUGAUAUAAUUAUAUACAAUGUCUCUGCAAUGGGAAAUACCUUUUUAAUGAUUUUAUUACUGUCCUUUCAUACAAGCAGUAAUAACUAUUUGUGUACCAUAUAAGUAUCAAAUUUUACUUUAUUUAUCUCAGGGGAAGUUCUAUUUUUAAGCUUAUGGAAGUAAUAAGAUUAGUUUAAAUUAGUAAAAAUUCAUACAGAUUAUUUAAAUUUUCUCUACAUGAAUUUUCUGUAUAUUUGGAUAUCAUCUGAAAUGUAUAUUAAAUCAACCUAAAAUAUCCUUUUGAAACAAAAUAGAGAUGUCAGAAUGUAAAUUGUGCAUAUUUCUAAACUUGAUGAAAAUACUGGCAAUCGCUGAAUUAUAAACUUAAUAUGUUUUGGCUACAGAAGUAAUCUAAACUAUAAGAUAGAUUGUUAAAAAAAUAUUGCCGAAGUAAUCUAUAAUGUAGAUACUUAAAAAAUAUAUACAUAUCUUCUUGCCAGUGAGAUUCUGUGGUCUUUGUUUAGCUGAGACUGAAAUGUGAAGAUGUCUUUUUUUAGCAAUAGCGACCGAGAGUUGCUGUUGUUUUGUCCUUUGUUAUAUCUAAAGUGGCUGUUAUGUAUUUUUAUUUUGAUAGCCCAGCCUGCUGUAUAACAAAGGUAUUAAUAAACAUCCCAUUUCAUCUCCCCA